AUGAUUGAGAGCUUUGUGAAUAACGUUAAUAGCCUGGGCACAGCAAGUUUAUUGUCCAGGCUAAAAAGUAUUCAAGGCUUGCUUGAGCGAUUGAGUGGUUCUGGUUCUGAAUCGGAAAUGAUGAGUUUACUCGAGCAGGUUAAGGAUCUUGUUGAUAUCACCUCGACACUAGAUAACCUAGUGACUAGGGAGCGACGGAAUCCUUCAUUGAUUCUACAGCCCCUUUCGGAGAGCGACCAAUUACACCUGUGUCGCAUCUGUACUGAGACGGCUGUAAUUACGGAUGAAUUCAUCGAGCUCCUUGAACCAUUGGAAUCUAUCCUCAAAGAAUCUAACCACUACGAAAGCCACUUAAGGGGCGAGAAGUGGUAUGAUGAAACCUUCCAGACGUGGAAACUUCGCACGGAAGUUUUACGAAUGCUCUUCUCAGCGAUUACUCUUCUCUACCAUAAGAAUAACACCGAUGAGAAUGGCAACUUGUCUGCUGAAACGAAGGCUUGUGCAUAUAGAAUGGACCACCAAAUCCAAUUGAUCAAGUCAGAAGUCCGUAGGAUUGACGAGCAUGAAUCAAUUAGAAUAAGAGAGGCUGUCAAAGUUGUAAGCGACCUCAAGCUACAUCUCCCAUUAUAUACGAAUAAACAUUAUAUCCUUAGAGGAGCCAACUCAUUUUACACUGGUAGAAAACCCCAAAUGGAGGUAUUGAGGGGUGCGUUCUGCGAUCAAACCUAUUCCGGCCAGAGGAGAUUCGUCAUAUAUGGCUUAGGAGGCUCCGGAAAGACGGAGCUAACGCUUAAGUAUGCGGAGACAUAUAGGAAUGACUACUGGGGUGUAUUUUUCAUCGAUGGUAGCAGUAGAGAUAGGGUAUUCAGUAGCUAUGCCGAGAUUGCAGCCAUCGGUGGAGUUGGGCCAAACGAAAAAGCUGCUAAAAAUUGGCUAACUACUCGCACUCUUCCGUGGUUACUUAUCAUUGAUAAUGUUGAUGAAGAAGAAGUUCAACUUGAAGACAUGCUACCACCAGGAGAAAAGGGAUGCAUAUUAAUCACAUCCCGCAACCCAGCCCAUAAGAGAUACGGUACCGUCGGUGAAAGAUACUUGGAACUGAAUCCCAUGGAGCAAAAGGAGGCUAACGAACUUAUCCUUAAGGCAGCGGAAGAGCCGAGCCCAUGGUCCAAGGCAGUCGUGGACUACGCGACUACGAUUUGUCGCGCGUUGGGUUUCUUGCCGUUAGCUUUAGUACAUGCAGCCAGGGCUAUUCUAGAAGGCAUUUCCGACUGGAAAGGAUAUCUGAAUACUUAUGACAAAUAUGUCAAUAAGAUCCGCCGUGAUUACCGCCACCAGAGUAGGAGUCAAUCGAACUCUAAGUCAUAUCUCGACAAAAGCAUGAACGUUUUCUCAUCCUAUGAGAUCUUAUACCAUUCGUUGGAAAGGCCAGAACAAGAGUUCCAGGACGCAAUCGACUUGCUUCAUGUAUUUUCUUACUUCCAUUUCCAAAAUAUUCGGCUUGAUAUCCUAGAGAACGCAGCCAGUAAUCCAUUCAAAGAAGAACAAGAAAGGGAAAGCGAACAGAAAAGGGACCAAGGUAGAAUUCAAACGCCAGUAACGCCUACUCGGAAGCCGUUAUCCAUGCUCCUCCGGGAGGCAACAUUUUGGCUGAAGCGAGAAUACUUUUGGACUCCCUUACCUCUACCCGCGGCGUUGAGGAAGCCGAAUAACAUGUCUCAAGCUGCUUUCGAGGGCGAGGUGCGUAUUCGGCUUACUAAUGCACUACGGGUUCUCACGAGGCGAUCACUCAUUAUAAGGCAAGAUAGACUUGAAAUUGGCCGAUACAGUAUGCACCCGCUGGUUCAUAAGUGGCUUAGGGAGCGCCCCGAAAUAUCGAUAUCAGAGCAAUCACUCUGGUGUCAAGUCGCGGCGACAACUUUAGCAAGGAGUAUUCCUCUGCCCCCUCUUGGAGAGACGGAGGUUGAGAGGCAAAUGAGACGCGAGCUCCUUCCCCAUGCUCUUCACAUUCGCGAACGCCGGGAGGAGAUUAGAGGGAUUUUAAUAGAAUACCGUGAUCCUAGGAAGUCAAGUUGGCGGAAAGCAGAUGGUGAUUUCAGUAGGGUACAAGCUGACGAGUCAGGACGCUUAAGCCGCAUGUACUACGAUUGCGGUUUGUACCGAGAGGCCAGGGAGCUUCAAUCCAAAACAAGAGAGUGGAUUAUCCAGCAGCUUGGGGAGGAUCACCAGUUCUCUAUCAGACUCACUCUAUUCCUUUCAGAGACCCUCCGAUCGUCGACGAUGAUAGAUGAAGCGACCAAGUUACAACGCCGUGCUCGUCAGCUUUGCGUAACUUCGUUAGGCGAAGACCACCCAUUAACAUUGGAAGUGACAGAAAUAUUAGGGAUGACACUUUGUUUUAAAGGUCGAUGGGCAGAAGCUCUUGGCAUACACGAGAAAAACGUGGAAAGACUUAGCGAGGUGUAUGGACCAAAGCACGAAAAAACAUUGAAAGCCAUUCGGAACUGUGCUGCCGUGGACUAUCGUAAUAUGGAUUACGAGAAAGCUACAGGGCGGCUACAGAUGGCCUGGGAAAGCAUGAAGGAACUUCUAGGCGAGACCGAUGCGGAAACACUGUGGUUCCUUCAGGACCUAGCGACAAGUUAUCUACGAUACGACGAUGAACACUCCACCAAGGCAUCACCGCAGCAGCUGAUUCAGAGCCACGAUCACUUAAACUUCAUCACCAAGCAACGCCGGGAGACCCUAGGGAGGGAACACCCCUUCACUCUCCUUGCAAUACUGCAUCUAGCUCGAUUGAAAUCUUCAUUGGGGAAACACGAAGAAGCGAAGAAGAUCAUGGACGAUAACUUAAAAAUUGCCGUACGAAAUCAUGGAGAAGAUCACAUCGCAGUAAUAGCCGCGAAGACACAUUAUGCCAAUAUCCUCGUAGAGCUAAACCAAUACGAGGAAGCGGAGCAAAUAUUCAAUUUAGUCACGCAGAAGGCACGAUACAAAUUGUUCACGGAUGAGGAUGGCGACCAUCCGGAUCGGAUUUCUGCAAUGUGGUUCCAGGUCAAAUGCUUAGACAAGCAGGGUAAAUCCGCGGGCGCGUUAAGGCUGUGCGACAGUAUCCUUAUAGCGCUUAGAGACGUAGGUGGAAACAGGCUCGGUCUGAAUCACAAGAUUGUUAGAAUGGUGGAGAGGAAGAAAGCCGAGCUAGUUCAACAGAUCAGUCCCGUUGACUGA
This is a messenger RNA of Daldinia loculata, 3228 nucleotides long. RefSeq lists its product as uncharacterized. The coding region runs from base 1 to 3228 and encodes 1075 amino acids. Gene Ontology annotation, molecular function: protein binding. The record is from RefSeq and is a predicted model, not a curated record. NCBI's taxonomy places the organism in Eukaryota, Fungi, Ascomycota, Sordariomycetes, Xylariales, Hypoxylaceae. The transcript is spliced from 2 exons.